Messenger RNA from Amoebophrya sp. A25, 2737 nucleotides. Lineage: Eukaryota; Dinophyceae; Syndiniales; Amoebophryaceae. The record is from the annotation of a GenBank genome assembly.
UACUAGUGACCCAUCGAGAAAGAUUGCACAGACUCCGACAUGCAAAGGUUUCUCCACAUGAAAUCAGGGGGUGCUCUGACAAGCCAUCGUUCUUGCAAAGACAGCACAGACACAGCUGCAGGCACUCGAAAAAUAGCAUGAUGCAUGUCUUAGACUAAAAUGGUGCGCAUUUCCAUUUCUCAACAUCAGUUCAGCUUCAGACUCAAAACAUCAUACAACACAAACAUGAUCAGGAAAAUAAUUCAAUGACACAUGCAUAUAAACUUCUUAUUGGUUUUGUUUUCCGUGAUCGUAAGUUUCUUUUCCAACUGCUUCGUAGUCGCAUCGAGAUACCUUGAGAUGUUGUGUUCACUUCUCGUGUAAUCACUCGUGUCGUUCGGCUAGAAGAGUGAUGUCGUUAGAGGAGUUGUUAGAUAUCAUAUACUUCGACGUACACACACUGUACUAUCGGAAUUAAUUAGUAGGAAAAACCUGUGUCCUCGUAGCAAUUCCUGACACUAGAGAGAUCGCGGUCCCUGUGUUUUCAUUCGAUUCUUCGGAAACUCGGACAAGGAUUUCGGGAAAAAUUCUGGACUCUCACACUCGUGAAACUAAGAUAAGACGAAUUAUAUAUAUUUGACUUUUCCAACUUUGAUCUGAUCACGAUAGUUAGUUUGCAGAGAAAUUGAGUUGAAUUAGUACUCGUGCAGGACAAGUAGCUGCACAUCAAGGGCUAGUACAUCAUUGAAGACAAGGAGUUGUAAUAAUGAAGUGGGUUGAGGCUCUUCGCGAGGCAAGGCAGGCCCUCGGUCUCGGCAAUCGUAUGGUGCCGGUGGGCGGCAAGACAGAUGAAGGGCAGAUGCUCUUGCGCGAGGCAAGACGGAUAUAUGACGAAAGCAUGGAAGGACGCGCCGAUUUCCAGAUCGUCAUCCCUCGAAAAAAGCCUGACAAAGAGUGUCCCUGGAGACCGCCACGUCCCAGAGAAAAACUCAUCGAUGUUCGAUACUAUGUCGAUUCGGGGAAGGGCUCCGUUCCCGUCUCGGAGAAUCCGUCAUGGUAGAUAUCAUGCUCUUCCCCUUUCAUACUAGGUUGUUGACUGGAACAGGUUUUUAUCUAACACUAAAUGCGAAUUAAGAUCGAUGAACAAUUUUUCCAUCAGAUUCAGAGUACCGUAGAAGUUCGCUGUAACACUACAGAAUCAAUCGAUGAAGUAGACCGACGGGCCAGAAGAUAUUCACUUAUAAUAUCUAACAUGAUAAUACUUACAUGAUAGCUUCACGAUUGUCAACCCGAGGACACUUUCUGAUUUACUUACAUUGGGAACCAGGUAUCCGGGUGUGUCGUUUAAAAAUGGAAACACAUUCAAGCAGAUUCGAGCAAAUAAGGAGCCGAGAGACUUGGAUUCCUGGUGCGUUUGUUGGGCUACGCGAGACUCCGACGGUAAACCGGAGCGAAACGCGAGGCAUUUCUUUGUCGGCGAGUUCUACACUCGAGAGGACCAGGAGUAUGAGAAUGCCAAGAGACGAGCCCGCCAGUUCGCGAUUGAAUUCCGGAAGCAGAAGGUGAUGACUUUCUAUUCACUAUACUUAUAUAUAAUAUUAGAAUUGGAGUUGUGAUGAACGAACACUGCUAGGUAAUAGAUAAUUACUACUUAGACAGACCAGUGCCUUUCUGACUCUGACUAGGUCGUGCAGUAUCAACAUUGACUGGUUUUCAGUCGAAGUAGAAUUUGACUUUCUUUUUCAGGAAAGCAGAUAUGUUGCUAUAAUUGUUACGACUACUAAAAACAGGUUCGAGAAUUUGAUCAGAUGAUCAGAGAGCAGGAUCGGGCAAACUUCGAGCGGCUGAAGGCCCUCGAUAAGCUGGAGCUGUACCGACCGCCAAGGAAUCGUGUCGCAGCUCGUCAGAGCGGGCGCCAGGGCGUCACGUGGAUGUCAACUACCCAAAGCUGGCAGGUCCAAAUGCGGUGCUGGGAUGCGGCGCUCAAAAAAUCGCGCGUGAUGAAGCAAUGCCAUGUCAAAAUCAACUUGACAUUAUGGAAAGUCUGUUUCGAAAUUAGUCCGUUUUGUAUAAUUGGCAACUGAUGCCUCACCUAGUACUUUUUCCAGGUAGAUGCCAAUGCUUAAUCUCGAUAGCAUUCCAGUAAUCUUCCUAGUGCGCUAGUUGUAUCAUUCCCUCGCUUUAUGUGGCUGUAGGUACGAGGGACGAAAGAAAAUGAUGUCGUGCUCGAAUUCUCUGAGCUCUAAUAAGAGGGCUUGGUGCCCGCGAUGAAGCCAGGAUAGAGGAAGCAGUAGACAGAGCAAGACGACUCGCGAUUAGGAUUCGAAAAGGCUGGGAGGACAGGUUUUCAAAUAGACAUUUGAUAUUUCAUCACUAGAAAUUAUCGACAAAGUCCACACCUCGAAGCCAACCGUUUUAUUCUGGCAUUUCUUAUCCAUCGGAACGAAUAUCACCAAAAAGCAAAUAGAGAACCUCAAGAAUACUGCUGCUGCUCAGGUACCGCGUGUACACGAUCAAGCACUACGCGAAGUUUCCGAAAUACGAUGAGAACGGGCGUCUGAUCGAGGACGAACCAGACGAGGAAGAGCCCACGGAGGAUCAGUAUGGAAAUCCGAUUGAUCCAGCUGACUUCCUCGAUGUCGUGGCAGAAGGAAGUGAGAUCCAGGACGAAGGCGAUGAAGGGGAGGUGCUCGAGGAGGAACUAGAUGGCCUUGAGGACGACGAGGAUGCAGAGAUGGAAGAUGUAGAAAGAAACUAG